Molecule: messenger RNA, 1323 nt
Organism: Hyaloscypha bicolor E
Lineage: Eukaryota; Fungi; Ascomycota; Leotiomycetes; Helotiales; Hyaloscyphaceae
Product: SCA7-domain-containing protein
Exons: 5
Coding region: 1-1323 (440 amino acids)
Biological process (GO): regulatory ncRNA-mediated heterochromatin formation; regulation of transcription by RNA polymerase II; RITS complex assembly
Cellular component (GO): SAGA complex
Source: RefSeq, a predicted model, not a curated record
AUGGCUGCAGCUGUGGGCAGUAGCAAAGGUCUUUCUCCAUCCUCGGUCGCGAGCGACGAUGACUCCACGAUCAAGGUUGCGCCCAAGAAGGUUGCGAAGGACAAGCCUGCUGGGAAAAUCAAACUGAAGACUCCGGCGCCAAAGCAGAACAAGCCGGGGAAUUGGCGGGAUGGGAGUGUGAUUGAUGAUGGAAAGAAAGGCACUGAUACUCCCAACAGCGCCUCUGGUCCUGCGAGCCCUGGCCCGGUGGUCAAUCAACUUGAUGACUCUGUGCGAGAGAAUUUCCCCACUGGAAGACCGCUUGAAGACCCGACUGAGCUGCAACAGUGCAAGAUUUGCAAGAAGGGUAUACUGAAGACUGUGAGUGCUGCACACGUCGAAGCGUGUAUCAAGGCCAAGAACGAGAAGUUGAAGAAGAAGAAAGAACAAAAGGAAGCGAGGGAACGAGAGAAGAAGUUGGCGGCGAAGGGAGACGAGAAGGACAAGGACAAAGACAAGGACGAGGAGGGAGACACCAGGAUGGAGGAUGAGGAUGAGGACGAGGAUGUUGCGGCGGAUAAAAAAGGGCCCGGCGGCUUGAAAAGUACGAAGAAGAGCGCGGGCAAGAAAAUUGAGGUUGAUGAUACCAAGAAGGGCAAGAAGAGAAAGGCGGACGGAGAUGCGGAGAAAGGACCCAAGCAGAAGAAGAAGAAGGAAGAGCCGAAGCCAAAGGCACCGAAGCAAAAAGGUCCUGUCGAUGUUGAGCGUCAGUGCGGUGUGAGCAAGGACGGUGUCCCGUGCGCCCGAUCCUUGACCUGCAAGAGCCACUCCAUGGGUGCUAAGCGCGCUGUUGCUGGACGUUCUCUCCCCUACGACAUGCUUCUCGCAGCAUAUCAAAAGAAGAACCAGGCGAAGCAGCAGAAGGCCGCGAUCGACGCCAACGCUCCACUCGAGGACGAGGAAGCUGGCAAUGGACCUGUCGACUCGGAUGAAGAACUCACUGCAGUCAUGCAUGGUCUUUCCAACUGGAACCCUCAACCCGUUGUCCCUCCUCUUGUCCACGAGCCGAUCGAGAAGAAGUACAUGCGCCAACGCCUCUACGAACAACUCCACAACGCCACCAACGGCUUCACGGUCAACAUCUUCAAGGUCGUCGGUUAUGGUGCACAAACUCUUGCGCCGGGCCAUCCGGGUUUGUUGGAGCAAGAAGGAGACGCCGACGGCGAGAUCGACAACGGCCAGGGCUUGGGUAUCGGCAUGAACGGAGUUGCUGCUCGUAGAGCCAGUGGCUUCAAUAUGCAACUGCCUCCGCAGCGACGUCCUUCCGGCACGAAUCAACGAUAA